ACCUGCGGGUAUACCAUGGCGGCUGCUGCUGUUGUUGAUAAUGACAGUCCCAGUGGCCGUGGUGUAUCCCGUGGGGCUGUGGAGGUGUCGUGCGGGGCCGGCGGUGCGCUGCGUGUACGCCCCGCUGCUGAGAGCGAGUGGCUUACAUGCGGUGCGGGCAGCCGUGUGCCUGCAUGUGUGAAGUACGCAGACCUCUGCCGCCAGCGUACCGCAAGAACAACAAGAACAGCAACAACUACUACUGCUACUACUGUUAAUGCUGGACGGCCAAAGGCGGUGAUGGCUUUUUUUGGCAACAGAAAUCAUUCAGAUGGCGGUUACAUUUUUAAUUGGAACGAGGGUCCAGAAGAAAAACCACCAGCUACCCCAGUUGACCUUCUUGGCAACAAACGUGCAGCGAGUUUUCCUUUAAGCGAUACAGAUGGACUACAUAAGACUAAUGAAGACAAAAGCGCUUCUGGGGUAGAGGCAACAGCAAACAUGGAUCGGCUGGAGAAGGUCGUACCGGCUGCAACCCCUAAACCUGUUGAGAAUGUUGAUUCUAAUGUGGUAGAACAGGAGAGGGAACAUGGCUCAGCGCAUGAAAAUUUGCAUUCUUCAGGAAAACAGUUAACUCAGCCGGUAAAUACUGAUGAGGGAAACCAAAGGGAUGAACCAAAUGCCAAAGAUAGUACGGGAAAUAGUAAUGAAGCUCAUCUCUCUACCAACACAGUUGAUACAACGAGUGGUUCUGUUACCCAACCCACUGCGGGUGUAAGUACAACUGAUAACAAUAACUCAGCGAACAUGGACUCAAACAAUGCCAACACAUCCAGUAAUGAGGAAUCAACCACUGCUACCAUUACCACCACCACCAUAACAACAACAACACUUCCUCCUGUUCCUGUACCCAACGCAGAUAUCAACAACGUCGCUUCCACUAUGAAGAACAGACCCAAUGUUGACAGCAGUGUCAAUCCUGUGUGGAUGCGCACUGCAGCACCCCUGUUGAUUGUGGGUGUGUUGUUCUCCUUUACUGUGUACUGA
This is a messenger RNA of Trypanosoma theileri, 1026 nucleotides long. RefSeq lists its product as uncharacterized. The transcript has a single exon. The annotation marks the transcript as partial. The record is from RefSeq and is a predicted model, not a curated record. Lineage: Eukaryota; Euglenozoa; Kinetoplastea; Trypanosomatida; Trypanosomatidae.